AUGGGACCACCUAGGAUAACUAGUUGUUGGCACCUUCCUUCUCUGCCCUCUCAUCUCCCCUCUUCGUCACCCCGACGCCUCCCUCCGCCCCUCUCUCCCCUCCAUCACCCUUCACCUCCCUCACACCCCCUCCUCUCCCACCUCGUGCAUGUCCCGGAGCAGCAUGUGAGCGUACACGAGUUGGUUCCAGGUGUCGGGCACGCCCGGCAGGCACCAGUGCAGGCAGUCCUGGUGGGCGGCGUCCAGCAGGUACCCCCACUGGGACGGGUGUGCGUCGGGGCGGAACGACGACAGUGGCCGCGGGUGUUUCACUCGCCGUCAAAGAAGUGCCGCGCCGAUGCCGUGCGCAGCAGCAGCAAUGCGCCCUCCCCCCCCUCCGCACCCCCUUGCUGCUGCCACCGCCCUCUCUCUGCUGCACCUGCCCCACCCUCCCCACCGACGACUUCCCCUCCUCCUCCCUCGCCCCCUUGUGCCUCCUGUGCCUGCCCUGUAGCACCCUCGCCCUCUUCCCUCCCCAUGGCUGCCACGUGGCGGUGCAGCCAGGCCAUGGUGGAGCGCAGGGCGAUGCGUUGCAGCGCGUGCAUGAUUGCCGCUGCUGCCCUCUAUGCGCACCCUGCUGCCCUCUAUGCGCACCCUGCUGCCCCCAGUGGCCGCCUCACUGCUCUCGCCCUCACUGCUGCUGCUGCUGCUGCUGCUGCUGCUGCUGCUGCUGCUGCUGCUGCUGCUGCUGCUGCUGCUGCUGCUGCUGCUGCUGCUGCUGCUGCUGCUGCUGCUGCUGCUGCUGCUGCUGCUGCUGCUGCUGCUGCUGCUGUUGUCUGUGUGGUGUGCGUGUGGCAGCGGUGGCGCAUUGACACGCACGUCAAGGAGCAGCUGAGGGUCAUCGAUGUUCACGGGCUGCCUGCUAUGUGCACGUCCCACUUGCUCUCGCGCACCUUGCCCUGGUGUUGUGGUGUGCCAUGGCGUGUGGCAGGGUUGCAGGGGGGAUUGAGCUUCGUGUGA
Molecule: messenger RNA, 999 nt
Organism: Closterium sp. Naga37s-1
Lineage: Eukaryota; Viridiplantae; Streptophyta; Zygnematophyceae; Desmidiales; Closteriaceae
Source: the annotation of a GenBank genome assembly